ACCAGUUCCGAUAUACCGUCAAAUGGAAUAUGUUACAAGGACACACAACGCUUCUAAAAACGCGUCGAACGGCAGUCUCGUCCUUACACCAGUUAACUCAACAGCAGCCAGCCACUCCAGUCAAGAUGGCGUCACAAACCAACCGCUGGACUACGAAAUCGUCAUCUCCCACUAUAACGAGAAACUGGAUUGGAUGAAGCCAACUGCUGAUCACAGUCACGUGUAUCACAAGGGGAAAGACAAGGGACCGCCUUUUGAUGUCUACAGGUGGGAGAAGUUACCAAACGUGGGGCGAGAAGCCCACACCUACCUGUACCAUAUCAUACACAAUUACGACAAACUCGCCGAUGUAACCGUCUUCCUACAAGGCACGGGGCCUGGGGGGCAUAGUCAAUCGUGCUUUCCCACUGCGAUAAAGUUCGUCGAGCAAGCCAAGAAACACAAGUACUGCCAGAUCCAAGGCAGCUACGGCAACUGGGGGCGCAUCCGCCACUUUGGCAAGUGGCUGGAAUCUCUUCAGAACGGCCAGAUGCGGAGAGCGAACCUGACUAUGGGCGAGUUCUACACGGCUUUGUUUGGUACCAAACCACCCGCCACAGUGCGAUCCUGUAUGACAGGAUGUGUCUCUGCUUCCAGGAAAAACCUGAGAAGGUUCCCAGUUAGUUUCUAUGAGAAAGCCAUUUCGUUUGUGAACGAUCACUCGAACCCAGAGGAGGCCCAUUACCUUGAGAGACUUUGGGCAACCAUAAUCAAUGCCAAAAAGAAGAAAAAGAGACACAUUUGAAUCGGAGACACAUUCCCACCGGAGACAUAUUGCAACCGGAGACACAUCCCAGCUGGUGCCUGUUAACCCUUGUACCUUCAUAUACAACUCUUAAGAGGUUGCCUACU
Messenger RNA from Patiria miniata (bat star), 891 nucleotides. RefSeq lists its product as uncharacterized. The record is from RefSeq and is a predicted model, not a curated record. NCBI's taxonomy places the organism in Eukaryota, Metazoa, Echinodermata, Asteroidea, Valvatida, Asterinidae. The transcript has a single exon. The coding region runs from base 23 to 784 and encodes 253 amino acids.